Lobosporangium transversale is the source of this 6296-nucleotide messenger RNA. RefSeq lists its product as hypothetical. The record is from RefSeq and is a predicted model, not a curated record. The coding region runs from base 220 to 6207 and encodes 1995 amino acids. Lineage: Eukaryota; Fungi; Mortierellomycota; Mortierellomycetes; Mortierellales; Mortierellaceae. Gene Ontology annotation, cellular component: nucleus; cytoplasm; TSC1-TSC2 complex. Gene Ontology annotation, biological process: negative regulation of TOR signaling; positive regulation of GTPase activity; regulation of small GTPase mediated signal transduction. The transcript is spliced from 3 exons. Gene Ontology annotation, molecular function: GTPase activator activity.
CAACGACUAACAAUUACUAGAUCUGUUUCAUUCACGGCAUCAAAGGACAGCCAACAGACUAAGGAAGCUAGAGUGAACAACGCUUGGAUCAGUUUGCGGAUUUGCCAACAUAGUCAACGUUGAAGGAGAAUAGAAGUAUAUAGCAAUCUUGAGCUGUUUGCUAUUUGGUUGACUUGAAUACCAUAAGAAUUUGGCCAAGAAACAUAAUUUUGGCCAAAGAUGUCCAACAGACAGAAACCCACAUCAUCCAAACUCAAUAGUUUCUUUAAAUUCUGUUUAACGCCCAAAGAAACGUCACUCCAUGAGAUCCUACGACUGGACGCUGCGAAACCCUCUGACCCAAUCGAUGCAAAUGAGGUCGUACAAUUACUUCUACCUGGUAUCAACUCAUUGCAAUCGCGCCUGAGGACACUGGAGGAAUUGAGCCAAAUUAUUUUGAACUACCCAUUUCAGCAUACCAGCGAGCUCUGGGUUGCAGUGUCAGACCUUUUAGAGGCUGGGGUCCCACACAAUGCUCGUAAGACUGCGUGGAACUUUAUGAUUGCCUGCAUACAAGGGCAGUUUGAAGACCUUGGGAUGUUGCGAGCUAUUUUCUACCAGACCAUUAACAGUCAUGAAAUUUGGGAGGAUUUUGACGAUAAACUUCAAGCCCUCAAAGAGUUAACUAAUAACGGCCGUGAUGUAUAUGGAUUUGAGAAGAACAUUGUCAGGCUUCUGGCCCACUGGAUCAGCUCAAGCUUUGAGCAGGCUAAAGUGACUCAACAUAUGAGUCAGCAGCGGGUGGGCAUGCAGAAAUCAACGACCUCAUUAGCGACACUUAGUAGUACACCUCAGUCAAUACUUCUUCAAAAACCAAUUCCUCACUUUAAUACCACCAUGGCCCUCCUCGUUAACGUCGUUCGAUUUAAUUUUGUAUUCUUUGACGAACUUGAGAUCGCAAGCCUACUAGACCUGUUGCACACAAUAUGUAUCAAUGCACCAGAAGACACAUCACAUACUCUCGGAUUUCUGGAUGUUAUUGUUCGAUAUGGGUUUGUACCAUCCGAGGGACUUCCAACAUUCUUGAAGAUCUUGUGUCUUACAGCCCUCUCCGAUCUUUAUAAGGACCAGGCGUGGACUAUCACUAGCAAUCUAAUGAAAAGCCACAGCGCGCACAGCUCAAUUCGACUUUUGUGCUUAAACUUGCGAUCAAAGAACGAGUCAACUCUCACAUUAUCUCAAACGAAGGUUGUGCAGGGAUCCAUCCAGUUGCUGCAGCGCUCAGUCUGGAGUAAUAAUCCAAUUGAUACCCUCACCGUGUCCAACUCUACAAUACUGUGGUCACUCAAAAGUGCUAUUGAUUUUAAAUCAAAGGAGAUUGAUCAAGACAUUAUUCGCAGUCUACAUGUAUUAUUGGAGGGACCUAAAUCUUUGGAGCUUGGUGAUCUUGAAUACGAAAUUAUAUUGGACAUCCUGGAACGACUAUCAAAACUUGUUAACGAGAAGCCAUUAGAUGAAGCACCAGCUACAAAGCCAUUUAUUUUCCGACUAGGAUAUAAUUCUGCUGCACAAAACCACCAACAACAGCCUAUCAAUAGCCUUCGUGACGCUUAUGGUAGUCUAUUAUUUAAUUUUAUUCGUCUCUACGGCGAAAAGCGGAUUCCAGGAAUCGCUGGGCGACUCAUGAGCCUGUUGGCAUUGUUGCAGGACCACCUUCCAGAAGAUACCAUGUUGCUGCUGCUUGACUAUUAUUUCUCGGAGCAUCAGUUCUAUCCAUAUACCCCUAAUUGGUUAGACAGACUUCAUGCCCUAGUCCGGGUCUCUGUAAUUGAAGAAAAGCGUCCCAAGGUUCGAGCAAGAGCAUUUGCGAUCGCUCUAGAUGUAUAUGAAUCGUCAUUAGAUUUUUUUCAUAACGAGAUUGUGACAACCGUGUUUAUGGGACUAUUCGAUCAACUUGAGUUGGAAACAGACGAAACAUUAGCUUCGCGGGUUUGUACACUGUUGAUUAGUGCCACUAUGAUUGCAUCGGAGGACCUGUUCCCCAAGCUGCUGGACCGCAUUUUCCACUGUAUUCGCUGCACUUGCCAUAUCCCUAAACCAUCACCAUCAGCACCAACACUACAACCAUCUUUAGCCUCGAGGCUCGGUAUGGCAUCAUCCCUGUCAUCAUCACUUAGCAGCAACCAUCACCUCUCCCAACCUCCUAGUCCACGGAUCGCUUGUCAAUCAUUGCCUGCUUCUAUUGGAAUUAUCGACUUAUUUCAGCAUGCGUUGUACGAUCCGAACGGGGCUUCCAGAGUUGAUACUUUUUUCAGUCUGUUAGUUAGGCUAGCUGUCAACCAGAGCGUUCAUAAAGCUAGCAGAUUGGUCCUUCUUGACUUUUUGCUCUGUCUCCGCGUAGACUUGGAUCACAGGAUCUAUUGCUCUAGCGCUAGCACGAUAGAGAGUAUGACUGCUGCUACCGAACAGCUACUUAGCGAAGAGACGAGGCAGGACAGAAGUGAACGACCUGUAGCUAAUCUUGGCAACAAUCAUAUGAGGCUGAGUACGACGGCGCCACAUGCGUCAGCUGGAAGGCAGCACUCAGAACCAUCGUCAGCACACCCAUCACUCAAUUGGAAGCCGCUCAUGCAAGGCAGGACUAUGCAGGCGAGUCCAUAUGUCAUCUCGUACCUCGAGAUUGCCUCAACGACAGCGGAAUCUUUGAACACCGAAACGUUGCCAGCACCUAUGGUGGGGUGUGCCAAAGUCAUCCUUAAUAUUCCACUGUACAUGACAGGGGUACUGUCAAUUUUGGGGCAAGAAAAGGAUUUUGAGAUUUAUUCAUUUGUUAUUCAGCGGCUACCAUCGCAGCUUUUUAACAAACAUUUAUUCUGUAACAGUACUAAGCAAAUCACAGAGCUCAACAGCGUUUUGGUGGAUAUGACACUUAGAGAUAAGAUCCCUGAUUCGCUGCGCAACUUGCCACUCAGUGCGAAGCGUCAUAACAUCCAUAUACUUGCCUACAAAGUUCUUGUCGUCUUGCUCUGUUAUCACAGUAAGUUCAACACCAAAGAUCUGCAUGAUCUUGUGCAUGCCUUCGUAUUCGGUCUCUCUCGUCAAGCGACAUGCGCCAAGAUUUGCAUUCAUGCGUUGGUUGUAUGCUGCUACGAGCUUCCGCAAUCGAUGACGAAGCACCUUUCGGGAACCGUCUUGAAGCUCUCUCAGAUCAUGUCAACAGCAACCAUCAGCGUCCAUAUUCUCGAGUUCUUAUCAACUGUCGCCAGGUUACCAAAUCUUUAUUCUAAUUUUGUUGAGAGUGACUACAAGCGUGUUUUUGGCAUUGCUCUUAAGUAUAUCCAGUAUACCCACAGCGUUGCAGGUAGUAUUCAUGCACCACCUACAUCAUCGACGUCAACUUCAACUUCCUCUCCAACUUCAUCUGUAUCUCAGAAUCAGCAAUCAGCUGGAGCAAGAGCUCUUCCGCAGUAUGUAUUGAUCCUGGCAUAUCAGGUUAUCGAUGUUUGGUUCAUACUUCAAAGGUUACCGGAGCGCAGAAAAUACGUGCCAUAUAUUCUCCGAAACCUUCUUAUGGCAAAUGAAACAGGAAAAAGACUGGACGAACAAACAGAGACAUGCAUGGACAUGCUUGCCCGGUAUUCUUAUGCGAACUGUGAGCCCAAGCCUAAGCCAUCAUUGAUCCAGCAACUUUUAGUAGGAUCAACAAAGAAGGCUGGAAAGGCUAUCACGAAGACUUGGAUUCAAGGAAAUGCAUUCAUCACUGUACAAACAGCUCAAAACAUUGGAUGGGCUGAGAUCACAGUUCGCAGAGCGUCUGGUACAGCGUCAUUUUUGCUCAAAAUUGAGAACGAAACUUUUUUGCAUUCCACAGAUGAACUUGAUUUCACUGCUCUACCAGGAUUGAUGAGACUACAGGACGAUGCAUUAGCUAUUGAUGUGGUAGCCCAGCAAUCGACAGAGACAUCCGUUACAGCUGGUGAUACAGCUACUGAUAGCGAGCAAAUAUCUGAUCCAACACUGGAUACUGAAGGUCGACAGGGUGAAGAAUCUCAACAGACGGCAUCCAUUUCUGGACUAUCACAAAGGUUGACCGAAGCACGGCCAUCGUGGUUAUCGCCACGAUCAACACCACAACAUACGCCUCUUCACACACCACUCCACACACCUCGCCAUACACCUCAUCAUACUCCCAAGGCGUCUCCCCUUCCAUCUGGUGACAAUACGCCUUCCAGUUCGCCGCCUGCACGCUCUUUCCUGAACGCUACGGCAUCCAAACUGGCAUUUGAAGGUGGGCAUCACCGUGUGCAAACAGCCCCUGUGGAGCAUGUAGCCGUAUUUUCAUCGCCAUCGCUUCAUCCGCUUCAAGAAUCCGGCUUACCAAUGCAUAGCCAAGAUGAUGGAUCCGGGGAUUUGGAUAGCAAACUUAAUCAUGCGUCGGUCUCACAUUUGGACCCGACUCAGCUCCACAGUGCACUCCCAGGCCCAGUAGCAUCAGGGUUAUCCUCAGCUACCGCAGCAAAUAUAAUGUCAAACCUGGGAAGAUCUAAAUCUGCCUCAGAGCAUGCUGGACCAUCGAACAAAGCAAACGCUAAGCAUGCGGAGCUGAGCCGCGGUCCUCUAGGAGGCGCUUUGGAACAGACCAAAUCGCUUUUAUCACAUCCAGUGGGGAGUAUUAAACGCGACGAUAUACGUAGGUCCAUCUCAAUUGCAGCUUCACGCAAUAAUAGUAUCACCGUUGGAAUGGGUCGAUCCAGUCGGUAUGCACUUGGACACGAUGAUCAUCGACCUCCAGUUUUAAUGGAGAGCAACACUGGGUACUACGAUCGCGAAAGUAGUACGGAGGGAGUACGGUCCCUUACUAGAGGAAAGCCGGAGACAUUUGUGGAUCCGAGUUUCCUGUUUAUGCAACUGACAUCCUACCCUGACUUGAUGGCACGUGAAACUCCGAUUCUGCUGGCAGAUGAUGGUGCAACGAAUCGAGCCAUUGGUGUGCUGGAUAGGACUCCUGUAGUGGAUUUCCACAAAAUUGGAGUUUUAUAUGUUGGUAAAGGACAGAGUAAGGAAAGUGAAAUUUUGGGUAAUACUCAUGGAUCAUCAGAGUAUACAAAGUUCCUCACAGGACUAGGAUCGCUAGUUCGUCUCAAGAAUGCCAAGAUCUAUACAGGUGGUCUUGAUUUAGAAAUGGAUCUUGACGGUGAAUAUGCUUAUUCGCAUCAGGACGAAAUUACACAGAUGAUCUUCCACGUGGCAACGAUGAUGCCCAAUCACCCACACGAUGUCAACUUUGAUUUCAAAAAGCGACACAUCGGCAACGACUGGGUGACAAUUGUUUUUAAUGAUUCAGGAGCUGAGUAUGAUUUUGGCACGAUCUCUGGCCAAUUCAACUUUAUUACGUUAGUAGUAACACCCGUUUCGAUGGCAUCAGUCACUUAUACUGAGGCUGCAAGUAGGAUCAGUCACCAACACCAUCAGCAGCAGCAGAAUGUUGGAGACAUCAGUGAUUCUCAAGGUCAAGACAGAGGAACACAAGAUACCGCAAUAACGUUUGCGCUUACAGGUUCGACUGCGACUGGAUCUAUUCCAGGAAUUGUCCAGUCUUUUAAAAAUGUAUGGUUCAAGGUUGUGAUGCUUAGACGGUCAGAUAUGCCUGAAAUCGGACCCUUGGCGUCACCCAAGAUCAUUAGUGCUUCAGAACUACCUCGAUUUACGCGGCAGAUGGCUCUCCAUGCCAACAUUUAUGCACAGGUUUAUUAUCAGCACCUUCAGAACUCCGUAGAAUACGUGUCAAACUGGCAAGAGCGACUGCGGCAGAUCAAACGCGUUAAAGAAAGAUUGGCUGCUGGUGCAUCAACAGGAGGAUCUGGAGGCGGAAGUAGUGUAAAUACGAGUAGUUCGGCAGGAAAUGUAGCAGGGACAUCUGGCGGAGGGUCAAUAUUGAACACAACUGCCACCGCUGGAGGACGAGGAGCUAAUGGACUUAGUACUGGCGGAAGUGCUUCAGCAAUAAGCUCAGGUACAACUGGAACAAAUGGAGGAAAUCAAGGAAGUGGAGGUAAUAGCUCAAGUAUCGGCUUAGGGCUUGGACUGGGUCUCGGAGCAAGCAUUGGUCUUGGAUCCUCGUCCUCUUCUGCGUCAGGAGCAAACACUUCGAGUGCGGGGGGGCAGCAAGGCCAACAGGCGAGCAUCCUUAAUCUGGAGCAAGUUGUCGACUUUACGCGAUAUGCUUAACUGCUUUCUUCUUUGUUAAUAUAAUUUGUUUAGAAUUUCCUUGUCGCAAACAAUAAAUAAAAGAGUUUGCGCAACAACGCGCUCAUCGU